AUGCAACCCCGACAGUGUCACCUUUGCCAAUGUAUCUCUCGCACGGUCUUAAAGGAGCUCACAAAUUGCUGUUAUCAACAGCUGAUCAAGCCGUUAGCGUUACCCUUGAGAAGUUGUGACCUGUGGGAUCAGAAACCAGAACCUGGACUUUGGCAAUUUAAUGGAGGUCGCUGUGACCCCGUGUUUGUAGACAAGCAGGCUGAACCCAUUGAUCUAGGCGCGGCUCAUCGUUAA
Plasmopara halstedii is the source of this 234-nucleotide messenger RNA. RefSeq lists its product as uncharacterized. Bases 1 to 234 code for a protein of 77 amino acids. NCBI's taxonomy places the organism in Eukaryota, Oomycota, Peronosporomycetes, Peronosporales, Peronosporaceae. The transcript has 2 exons. The record is from RefSeq and is a predicted model, not a curated record.